Messenger RNA from Bathycoccus prasinos, 945 nucleotides. RefSeq lists its product with no specific name. Bases 1 to 945 code for a protein of 314 amino acids. Gene Ontology annotation, molecular function: protein binding. The transcript has a single exon. The record is from RefSeq and is a predicted model, not a curated record. NCBI's taxonomy places the organism in Eukaryota, Viridiplantae, Chlorophyta, Mamiellophyceae, Mamiellales, Bathycoccaceae.
AUGGUAUCAUUAUUACGAUCAUCGCGUCUUUCUUUUUUCCUCCUCGUGUGUUUUUGUCUUGAAUUCCUUCUUUCUCCUGUCCUCGCCGGUGGUCACGGAAAUUCCGCGUUAUAUCACGAACUGAAACGGACGUACGGUUUCGGGAACAAAGAACCAGACGCGGUGCACGAUAAACCUCCGGAACCGGAGGUUAGGAAACCAGCGAAUUUGCACGAAGUCGGGAAAGAUUUAGACCACGAAAAGUUAAAGGAAGAGUUUGAGUUGUUUCCGGAGCAUCACAAAAUCGAUAACGCGGUUCACUGGUCGGGGAUAACCGCGUUGAAACAAGGGAUAAAACUCGGGAACAACACGUACGUGCAAACGACUUUAGACUUAGGAGCAAACGUGAACAUGACGUUGAAAGGUUCGAGACCGAUCCAUUUUAGCGCCGCACACUGUCCUUUCCGCGAGCAAGUGCAGAUUGGGAAGACGUUAGUCGAGCACGGUGCGAGCGUCGUGGAUGUCAACGAAGACGGGUAUCAACCCAUUCACUUCGCUUCGAGGAUGUGGCAACCGUUAUGUAUAAACUACGUCGAAUGGUUGCUACGAAACGAAAGCGUUGACGUGAACGAGCGACGCUCGAUGGGUAACGAGACGACGCCGUUGCACGAAGCAGCGUUACGAUCUUCGCUGAAAAUGGUCCAGAUGUUAGUAGAGAAAGGCGCGGUGGUUGACGCCUUGGAUACCGACGGCGAUACCGCUUUGCAUAAAGCGGUAAAAGGAGAUCACUUGCCGGCCAUGCAUCACUUGUUGAAGAGCGGUGCAAAUCCCCACUUGAAGAAUAAACGAAACGUAUCGCCGUUCGAGUUGGCGCAGAAAAUGAAAAAGGAUUUUGACACGAUGCAAGUAUUUAAGAAAGAUUACGGUUGGAAACACGAUGCAGGACUCGCGCACACCGAGUUGUAA